AUGUUCCCACAAGCGCUCUGCAGGCUACACCAGGCCAUUGGGAUCGCAGAAACCAGGAUUGGUCUACUUUUGCCCUCAGCUCUGUUCGCUCUAUUCGUCUAUAUUUUCACGUCCAGGCUGACACGGAGGAGCGUCAAAGCUCCAGUGGUCGGACAUCGAUCAGUGUUGGAGCCCGGUUGGCUUGUGGGGUACCGUUUCACGAUAGAGGGGAGGAACAUGCUUCGACAGGGGUAUCAGAAGUUUCGAGACAAGAUAUUCAAAGUCCGCUGCAACGGCCUCGAAGUCGUCCUACUGCCGCACCGAUAUAUUGAUGAGCUCCACAACGUCCCAGAAGAAAAGGCUAGCCCGCCGCAAGCACUAUUCAACAAAGGCCUAGGCCACUAUGUUCAUAUGAACAUCAUCUUGGAGAGUCGCUUGCACGUGCAAAUCGUGCAGCAACGGCUGACUCCCAACCUGGUGUCGAUAAUGCCUCAGCUGCAGCAGGAGCUAGACUUUGCUCUAGAGGAAGAGCUGCCUCAUUGUCGUACCGACGAGUGGGUAUCGGUCAACGUGCAAGACCUCAUGGCACGUCUCGUCGGUCGGCUGUCUGCCCGUGUACUUGCAGGCCGGGAACUGUGCCGGAAUGAGGAGUGGCUGUCUGCCAGCGUCCACCAUAGCGGACACGCAUUUGCCACUUCAAUGACGCUGCGCAUGGUCCCGGGAUGGAUGCGUCCUAUUGUCGCACCUUUGAUCCCUUUCUAUUGGCAGGCACGGUCGGAUCUGGCGACGGCGAAACGCCUAGUCGGUGCCCUUGUUGAGCGGCGACGGGUGGCUGAGGCACAGCAAGGAGACGCGUAUGUGAAGCCGAACGACCUCCUGCAAUGGAUGAUGGAUGAGGCUGGCGGGGAUAAUGGAACUCCACAUAAACUAGCCCAUCGACUGCUAUUCGUGAGCGACGCCUCUGUUCUGACCACUGGCAUCCUAACCACACAUUUCCUCCUCGACCUCUGUGCCCAUCCGCAAUAUCUUAAUCCCCUUCUAGCUGAAAUCACGGACGUGAUGCGUGAGGGCGGCAAUUUUCAGAAAACGAUGGUCCAUAAGAUGGUUCGACUGGAUAGCUUUCUGAAGGAGUGUCAACGGAUGAAUCCGACCUUCUUAAUGACGUUCGACCGAGUACUCAAGGCCCCGAUGACUCUCUCCGACGGCACUAGACUCCCCAAAAACACCCAUAUUGCAGUUCCGACCGACGCGAUGCUGCACGAUCCAGCCUACCUCCCAGGCGGCGGCGACCCCAACAGCUUUGAUCCCUUCCGUUAUGCACGGCUGCGAGAACAGCCGGAGAAUGCCCACCGAUAUCAGCUGGCGACGACUGACUCGACCAGUCUAGCCUUUGGUCACGGAAAGCACGCUUGUCCGGGGCGUUUCUUCGCCAGCAGUGAGGCCAAGCUCCUUCUAUGUAACCUGUUGCUCCGCUACGAGAUUCGUCUGCCGGAUGGCCAGACACGUCCCCGCAACUUGCUGGUGGCUGAGAAUCUUGUUCCUGAUCCCUCGGCAAGGCUCCUCUUUCGUAAACGGGAUGACGAUGAGAUUCCCCGAGAUCUCCGCAACCUUGGAGCAUGA
This is a messenger RNA of Aspergillus ibericus CBS 121593, 1599 nucleotides long. RefSeq names its product cytochrome P450. The transcript has 3 exons. Gene Ontology annotation, molecular function: iron ion binding; heme binding; monooxygenase activity. NCBI's taxonomy places the organism in Eukaryota, Fungi, Ascomycota, Eurotiomycetes, Eurotiales, Aspergillaceae. The coding region runs from base 1 to 1599 and encodes 532 amino acids. The record is from RefSeq and is a predicted model, not a curated record.